Molecule: messenger RNA, 2556 nt
Organism: Plasmodium inui San Antonio 1
Lineage: Eukaryota; Apicomplexa; Aconoidasida; Haemosporida; Plasmodiidae
Exons: 3
Coding region: 1-2556 (851 amino acids)
Biological process (GO): phosphatidylinositol dephosphorylation
Molecular function (GO): phosphatase activity
Source: RefSeq, a predicted model, not a curated record
AUGUCUGAUGGUGCCUCUAACAUAAUUAGCAUCCAAAUAAAUGACGGGAGCGAAUCGGUGCCUCCAAAUGAGCAAGACAGAGUAACGAAAACGAGCUCGAUUGGCAAAAUGGUGGAGCAUGAGGACGACAAAGAAGAGACACCACAGUAUGGACGAUGCUACAGCGAUGUUAGUGGCUAUUUACCCCCCGAGUCGUUUUCUCGAUUUGGGAGCAUAAGCGGCACAAAUGAGAACCUCUACUGGAGUGGCAAAAGUUACAACGAUGUUGAUGAGGCUACCGACGGGGGAGGCACUUCCCCAAAUGCGACCUCUGCUGAUGAUACUUCUGCCGACGCUGCUUCUGCCGAUACUGCUUCUUCCCAUGGUACUUCUCCCGAUGGCACUUCCGCUACAGCUGAUCAAGCGGCCUACCCAAAUGGCAAUGACGCGAAGAAUCGGCCCAACCAGCGUGGAAGCGAGAAUUUAAAAACGCACAGCCUUGGCCUAGGACUCCGAAAUAGCAAUAAAAACAGCUCUCCCAAAAAGGAGAUAAAAAACGUCAUGGGGUAUAACUACUUCACACUUAGACAGCAAAUGAUGAAAGCAGAUGACUCGAAGAUUUUAAAAAACCUCCCCCUUAGUAUAUUUGUGGGGACGUGGAACUGUGAAUACUUUGACUUCUCCAGGGAGUGUCACAACGAAAAGAAAAGGUCCACAUCUGACUACCUUAGCGAAAACUGCAAUGAGAACGUGUAUUCUUUAAAGGCAAACGAUCGGUACUCGGUUAGAUCAGUGACCCCUGUCUUGAGAGUUAAAGGGCUGGACAAUUAUAAUAACAUAGGAGGGUCCUCUACCGUCGAGACUUUUUCAACUGCUGAUGACAGCAGUGCACAUUACGCGUAUGAGGGGAUCUUCGAUCGACAGAUAAAAACUCCGCAGGAAGAGAGGAAAAGACAUCAAAGCGACCUCCCCAGCCUACGAGUCAUCCCAUGCAACGAUAUCGAAGCGGGGAAAGUAUCAACGAGUAGUCUCAACCAGUUAGACAAUACACGGAUCACACAGGGGGACGAUUCCACGUAUGACGUGGGUAAUUGGCAACAGAGCGCAAAUUUCUGUAAAGGUGGAAGGAGCAGCAGCGAGUGCAACGAUAAGAAGCUGCGUAGAUCACUCCAAGAUGUAGGCAUGACCAAUGAGAGAAUCAAAUCGAAAAGUCAACCCACACAAGGAAUCACCAAUAGAAGCACAUGGGUUAAAAGAUUAUCACACUACGACUUUCAAAAGGAAGGCUCUCAAUCAAAUGAGUGCAACACUUAUUGCAUAUCUCACAACCGGAAGAAGGUAGUUAGCGAAACGCCAACGAUGGGGGUCCCAAAGAGAGUCCAGGCAGGCGAUCCGCCAACAGCACAGAUGGAUAAGUCAGGCAGAUCACAGAUAGAUAAACCGAGACGAAGCCAAAUAGAGAAGCUGAGAAGAGUGGAUCUUAAAGACACGGAGAACAACAACUAUAACCUUUUCCAACUAAGGGAAAAUAGUUCCAAUAGGAGGACAUCUAAAUCGAGAGAGAAACAAGUAUUCUCUACUUGGAUUCAACCCCACUACGACAUCUACAUCAUAUGUCUACAGGAGUCCAUAUCUGAUAACAUCAUCGAGUGUUUAUCUCACCAUCUGAAGGAAAUAAAUCAAGAGACGUACAAAAUUUUACCAUUGACUGAUUGCAAGCUCUCUGGAUAUGGGGACGGAGCGUUUCUUCAAAUGAAAUCCACCACGAUGGCUGCCUGGGUGAGGACAUCAAAGUUGUAUCCAGAUGGCCCCGUAAAAUUAUGCGCCUCCAAAUCUAUCGCCUUUAGCAAGAUAAAUAAUAGCAAAGGGUGUGUAUCAAUCCUGUUUAACAUUUUUAAUCAAUUCAUUUUAUUUAUCGGUUGCCACAUGCCAGCAAAGGAUCAGGAGAUAAGACAGAAAUCUAGAGAAUUCAUUCUUACCAAACUAAGUGAACAUUUCAGUAACAAAGUUACCUCCAACUUUAAAGACGUUUUUCAUCAUGUCAUUUGGAUGGGAGAUUUCAACUUUAGGGUUCAAGGGAUACGCCUAGAUCGAGCGGUACAUUGCUUACAGACGAACAAUUUGAAGGAGCUCCUAAAAUAUGAUGAGGGGAGCUCUCCCUACUCAUAUGAUUUGUCCAUAAGCUUUCAGGAGCUACCCAUCUGCUUUCUCCCCACUUAUAAGAAAAACGGAAAUCGGCCCGUUAUCAACCGGGAUGAUGCCAACUGGGUGCAGAAGGAAUACAAGCUCGUCCACAACAUCAAGUGGUACAAGGGGGGCCGGCAGGAGUCCCGCAUCCCCUCGUGGACAGACCGCAUCUUCAAAUGGUCGUGUCAUAAAACCAGAAGCUGCCUCAUCUUCGUGCCCAACUCCUACCUGUCGCCACUACCGAAGGAGCAAAGCAUCCUCAUGGCCAGCGACCACAGUCCCGUGUCUUGCUGCUUCCAAAUGUACAUGAUGAAGAACGAAAGGGAAAUCCCUUUGACGAAGGUUACACUUGCCAAGUCGAUCGAGGGUUCUCUCGCCGAGUAUUCAUAA